Molecule: messenger RNA, 3784 nt
Organism: Prunus dulcis (almond)
Lineage: Eukaryota; Viridiplantae; Streptophyta; Magnoliopsida; Rosales; Rosaceae
Product: disease resistance protein RUN1-like
Exons: 6
Coding region: 278-3784 (1168 amino acids)
Biological process (GO): defense response; signal transduction
Molecular function (GO): ADP binding; protein binding
Source: RefSeq, a predicted model, not a curated record
GUUUGGUACAUCUUGAUUCCUAUCAUUCAUUAGCCAUAGGCAUAGGCGCAUCACCCAACCCUACACCUCUGUAUAGAGUCAAUGACAUAUGAGUGAAGGCAAUUAUGUUCCUUUACCUAUGAAGGUGUCUAGUUUUCAGGAAAUUUUGUAUGGAAUGGAAGCAAGUUGUUUGACAAAAUGCCUCAAAGAAGACAACCUGCUCUACUGCUCUAAAUCUUUUCAUUCUUCUCUUUGGGCCGUGCAAUAGAGAAACUAGGUAGAAGCUUAGUGUUCUUCUAUGCAACCAAUGCGUACCAGAAAAACCGAUGAAGCCUCCUCUUCAUCCUCAUCAUGCUCUUCCUCAAAACGUUGGAGGUACGACGUGUUCAUAAGCUUUAGAGGCGAAGACACACGCAAAAACUUCACAGGCCACCUCUACGUGGCACUAAAAGAGGCUGGAAUCAACACGUUUAUUGAUGAUGAUGAGUUAAGAAGAGGGGAAGAUAUAGGAGCCGAACUUGUGCGGGCAAUCCAAGGGUCUAGGAUCUCUGUCAUCAUCUUCUCCAGCCGGUAUGCGGAUUCUGGAUGGUGUCUUGAGGAGCUGGUUAAGAUCAUGGAGUGUAAAAGAACACUUGGGCAAAUAGUUUUGCCAAUAUUCUAUGAUGUUGAUCCCUCAGAUGUCAGGAAACAGACUGGUAGUUUUGCACAAUCAUUUCAUAAACACAGAGAUACAGAUCAUAAUAAGGUACAGAGGUGGAGAGCUGCUCUUCAUGAAGCUGCAAAUUUAUCUGGCUGGGAUCUUAGAAACACUCUGGAUGGGCAUGAAGCAAAUUUUAUAAGGAAUAUCAUUAAGGAGAUCACUAGACGAUUUAACAACACCUACUUACAUGUAGCCCCUUACCAAGUUGGAAUAGAUUUUCGCGUGCAAGCUAUCAGUGAAUGUUUGGGCGUUGGAUUCGAUGAUGUUCGCAUAAUAGGAAUUUCCGGUAUGGGCGGAAUGGGUAAAACAACAGUUGCAAAAGCCAUAUAUAACGAAUUUUACGAUAGGUUUGAUGGUAAAAGUUUCCUUGAAAGGGUGAGGGAAAAGCAACUGGUUGGCCUGCAAAAACAACUUCUUUUUGAUAUCUUGAAACCAACCAAGAUAAAGGUAAGUAGUGUUGCUGAAGGGAUCAAUGUGAUAGGAAAAAGGCUUGGAAGCUUAAAGGUACUUCUCAUAGUUGACGAUAUAGAUAGUGUGGAGCAGCUAGAUGCUUUAGCUAUAAAACAUGACACCUUUGGUCAAGGGAGUAGAAUUAUUAUAACAACAAGAGAUGAACAUUUGCUCAAUACACUUGAAGUUGACCAGAUAUAUCGAGUGCAACCAAUGGAAGAAGAAGAAGCUCUUGAGCUACUUAGCUGGCAUGCCUUUAAAAAUGGUUCUCCUAAUCAAGGAUAUUUCAAGCUCGCAAGAGAAGUUGUUGAUUACUGUGGAGGAUUGCCACUGGCUCUUCAAGUUUUAGGUUGUUUUUUGGGUACAAGAAGCAUAGGAGAAUGGGAAAGUACAUUGGGUAAAUUGAAAAAAAUUCCUUGUCAUGAAAUUCAUAAUCAGCUCAAAAUAAGCUAUGAUGGGCUAAGUGAUGACUACGAGAGGGAUAUAUUCCGUGAUAUAGCUUGUUUCUUUAUUGGAAUGGACAAGAACUAUGUCACACAAAUAUUGGAUGGUUGUGGCUUUUUUGCGGAAAUAGGAAUCAAGGUCCUGCUUGAACGUUGCCUUGUAUUCGUUGAUGAAAAAAACAAGUUGAUGAUGCAUGAUUUGCUUCGAGACAUGGGCAGAGAAAUCGAGCGUGCAGAGUCUCCUAAGUAUCCUGGAAAACGGAGGAGAUUGUGGCAUCCUGAAGAUGUAAAAUCAGUAUUGAUAAACAAAUCUGGAACUGAAGAAAUUGAAGGACUUGCUUUAAAUUUGCCAAGUACUGAAGAGACUAGUUUCAGUACAGAAGCAUUUACAAAUAUGAAGCGACUGAGAUUGCUCAAACUCAACUACGUGCAGCUCACUGGAGAAUACAAAUAUCUUUCCAAAAAUUUGAGAUGGCUCUGCUGGUAUGGAUUUCCUCUAGAGUUCAUACCAAAGGACUUGUGUCAGACAAACAUAGUUGCUAUUGACAUGCAAUAUACUAGCCUCAGACAAGUUCUUUGUACGGAUUCGGAGCUGCUUGAGAAGUUGAAGAUUCUAAAUCUCAGUCAUUCUCAUUACUUAACACAAUCACCAGACUUUUCAAAACUCCCAAAUCUUGAGAACUUGAUACUCAAAGAUUGUAAGAGUUUGUCCAAGGUUCACAAGUCCAUUGGGGAUCUCAAAAAUCUUACUUUGGUAAAUUUGAAAGACUGCCAAAUGCUUAAGGGUCUCCCAAAGAGUUUCUAUAAGUUGAAAUCUGUUAGAACUAUUGUUCUUAAUGGUUGUUCACGAUUUGAAAUCUUGGAUGAGAAGUUAGGGAAGCUGGUAUCAUUGACAACUUUUCUUGCAGAUAAGACAGCUAUAACAAGCGUACCAUCUUCCAUAGUACGUCUGAAGAAGCUUGAACAAUUGUCUCUAUGUGAACUGAAACGUUCUUUGCAGCUACCUCCUUCGUUACGGGGUUUGUGCUCUUUAACGCAUUUAUCUCUUAGCAACUGCAAUUUAAAUGCACUUCCUAAGGAUCUUGGGAGUAUAUUCUCAUUAAAAAGAUUAUAUCUAUCUCAAAAUAGUUUUCAGAGCCUUCCAAACCUCAGUGGCCUUUCCAACCUUACAACGCUAUCAUUGGAUGACUGUAAUUUAACGGAUGAUGCAAUUGAUUCUAUGAAUCUUGGGAGUCUAUCUUCUUUGUGCAACUUAGGCCUUCGAUACAAUCAUUUUCAUACCCUUCCAAGCCUGAGUGGCCUUGCCAAGCUUGAAAAUUUGUAUUUGGAUCAUUGCACAAACCUUCGUGAAAUCAAAGAUUUACCAACAGGUAUGGAAAACCUAUUCGCCAGUCAUUGCACUGCAUUGGAAAGAAUCCCAAAAUUUUCAGAAAUGCCACUGGAAAAUGUGGAAAUAGACGAUUCCCCCAAACUCAUUGAGUUUCCAGGCUUAGAUAGGGCGUUAAACUUGGGCAUGUCAUUAUCAAUGAAAAGGCGCAAUAAUAUCAGUGAUAUCCUGCUUGAGGAGAGCAUGCUACAGGGAUGGAAUGGACCUACUCAACUUAUUCUAGGUGGAAGUGAUAUUCCCCAGUGGUUCAAGCAUGUUGGGGAAGGUGGCCAAGUCCAUUUUGAAGUGCCUCUUGGUUGUAGUUUAACAUCGUUGGCUAUAUGCAUGGUUUAUUGUUCUUGUGAUGCCAAGUUAACUACUGCUUCUUUUUGUGUUAUUAAUCAUACCAAGUGUGCUAGUUUCGUAGCCAAAAUAAACUUCUUAGUAGCUUCCAGUGAAGAUUUUCUUUGGCUUGGACAUUUAUCAAACUAUGAGUUGAAUUUGGAAGGGGGCGACUCCGUGGAUGUUCUUGCAGAAAUUCCAGGUUUCUGGGUGAAGAAAAUAGGGAUCCGUCUAGUCAAUGACAAAUUUAUCAAUGAAAAGGAUUCGUUUGAUAUAUGUUAUUCCAUCCCAUACUUGAGUCCCCAAAGAAGAUUUUCUGUCGAUGUUGAUGAUGACGACGACAAUAAGGACGAUGAGGACAAUGAGAGUGAUGAUGAUGAUGACGAUGAGGACGAGGAUGAGGAUGAGGAUAAGGAUGACAACAACGACGACGACGACAACGACGACGACGACGACGACGAUGAUGAUGACCAAGACAGCGCACCUCCAAAAAAUAAGGAUUGA